This is a messenger RNA of Cylicostephanus goldi, 471 nucleotides long. The record is from the annotation of a GenBank genome assembly. NCBI's taxonomy places the organism in Eukaryota, Metazoa, Nematoda, Chromadorea, Rhabditida, Strongylidae.
AUGCUACGGACACACGAAAGUGCAUCCCAUACAAUCGCCAAUCAGGAACAGCCAAACUCUGUCACUGAAAAGCGUGUCUCAAUCUUGGCUGCAUGUGGAGAGACUGACAUCACACGAGCAAAACCACCAGCUAUCCUGCAAGGAGGUUACGCCGGAUUGCGAUCGUCUCCUCAAAAUACAGCGUCAAAAAGGUUUAACGAAAACCAUGUGUCCACGCCGUUGAAGAAGGUCAAAGUUGAGCUUGUGACAUUGGAUGACGAUGAAUGCGAUCAUUCCGAAAAGGCAUCCCCUCAAACUAAUACCCCGUCGUUCGCCACUCAGCGUUUUUCUCAAUCAACCCAAUCGCAACAGAUCCAGCAAGUUGAUGAAGCACCCUCGAUCACAAAGUAUCGUGCUUUGAAUAUCACGCGCAUCGCAGAUGCUACAAGAUUGAUGCGCUUCGCAGUUGGUUCAUGUCGCAAAGUUGUGCAG